Callorhinus ursinus (northern fur seal) is the source of this 1747-nucleotide messenger RNA. The record is from RefSeq and is a predicted model, not a curated record. NCBI's taxonomy places the organism in Eukaryota, Metazoa, Chordata, Mammalia, Carnivora, Otariidae.
CCUUCCUGGCCCGCUCCCAGGUCCCUGCAUGGCUCACAUGAGGCCAGGGGCCUUUCCAGCACGUUGCAGGCAGAGAACUUCCUGCGGACCAUGGAGACCUGGAGCCGACCGCUGGGCUUCCAGCCUGGGGAGAUGAGCCUGGGCACCUCUGGGGAGCAGGCCGACCCGGACUCCUGGGGGCCGACCAGCCCCGAGGCUUCCCCGCACCCGGUGGCCGAGACCCCACAGCCCCCCGGGUUCCAGGGGCCACCCUUCGAAGAUGUCCUGGCUGCAAGGUCCUCCGACUGGCUCCGGCAGCCCUGCAGAACCGACACCGCCCCCAUCUCCCAGCCGGACACACAGCCCACCUGGGACUCUGAGCCCCGGUUUUGGCAGGAUGUUCUGACCGAGCAACUCUGGCAGAUCUUUGCGGGGACCCACAAGAAGGACCAGCUGCGACGCAGGAUGACGGAGCGGGCGCCAGGCCUGGUGAGUCACUCCGCGGCACCUGGAGGGGUGGGCCCUCAGGCCGGGUUGUCCGGCUUCCUGUGGAGUCAGUCCAUGGCUUCCGUCCUCAGCCCCAGAUUGCCCAGCCCACCCGCGCCCUCCCCCAGCUCCCCCGAGGGCUCCCAAGGGAGUGCAGAGCCAGGCCCGGACGCAGAGGGGAUGCUCUCCCCCGAUGUGGCCCAGGAACCUGCUGGGAGAGCCUAUCCAUUCCUGAAGCCCAUAGGCUGGGACCCUGAGGACUUUGAAGACAUGUGCAAGAGACCAGAUGCCUUGCCCUGGCAAUCCAAGAAGGCGGCCAUCCCCCAUGGAGCGGAGAAGGUGCGGACGCUAAAGCACGGGGAGCCGGUGCUGGCCACGGCCGUCAGCAGCUUCACGCGACACGCGUUCACCUGUGGCCGGGGCGGCGUCAAAGUGUGGAGCCUGGUGGGCCAGGGGCUAGAGGACCACUAUCCUGAGAGCCACCUGCGUGUACAGACCCACCAGGCCUACCUGCGCACCUGCCUGCUGGCCCCGACCAGCACGACCCUGCUGACGGGCGGCCAUAACCUGGCCAGUGUGAGCGUGUGGGACCUGACUGCGCCCUCCCUACGUGUGAGUGAUGAGCUGCCCUGUGCAGGCCUCACCUGCCAGGCCCUGGCCUUCGGCCCCGAGGACACCCUGGCCUUCGCUGGCUUCACGGACGGCACAGUCAGGAUCUGGGACCUGCGGGACCAGAGCGUUGUCAGGGACCUGCAGGGUGCCCCAAAUGGAGCCAAGAGCAUUGCUAUCAAAGACCAGAACAUCUGGGCGGGAGGCCUGGAUACCUGCCUGCGGUGCUGGGACCUGAGGACCCCCGGGGAGCCCCUGGAAUACCAAUUCGAGUCUCAGAUAAUGGGCCUAUCCCCCAGUCCCCAGGAGGAUUGGGUGCUGGUGGGCACAGCCAAUGGCCAACAGUGGCUGCAGCCCACCCGAGGGGGCCAGAAGCACCCGGUGGGGUGUAAGGACAGCACCAUCCUGGGUCUCAAGUUCUCUCCGCUCGGCCAGUGGUGGGUGAGUGUUGGGAUGGACAACCUGGUCAGCAUCUACGGCAUGCCCGCGGGGACCAUGGUGUUCCAGGUGCCUGAGACCUCCCCCAUCCUGUGCUGUGAUGUGUCCCCCAACAACCGCCUGGUCAUCACAGGGUCCAAGGACCACGCCUCCGUGUACCAGAUCACCUACUGAGGGGCUUGGCGUGGUCGUGCUGACUCAGGAUCAUUUUUUUCUUCUUUGCCCUUUUCCCUCA